Molecule: messenger RNA, 2249 nt
Organism: Scleropages formosus (Asian bonytongue)
Lineage: Eukaryota; Metazoa; Chordata; Actinopteri; Osteoglossiformes; Osteoglossidae
Gene: prpf4
Product: pre-mRNA splicing tri-snRNP complex factor PRPF4
Exons: 14
Coding region: 324-1847 (507 amino acids)
Biological process (GO): mRNA splicing, via spliceosome
Cellular component (GO): U4/U6 x U5 tri-snRNP complex
Molecular function (GO): U4 snRNA binding; U6 snRNA binding; protein binding
Source: RefSeq, a predicted model, not a curated record
GCUUCUUUAAGAUAGCUAGUAUCACACAUCACACGGAACCUGUUGGUUAGAGCUUUGUAAGCUUUGCAAUUUGUUACGUGGUUUAAACGCACCUUGUUGUGCAAUAAGCUUAACUUAACCAGCUAGCCAAACUUUAAACCGACCUCCUGUACAAUAGGGGGCGAUAUUUGGGCUUGCGGCGGUCCUCCGAGCCGGCAGGGGGAAGCAGUAAACCUGCAGGACGUACAUUUUCAAUUCAGUCCAGAAAAGAGCACGAGUGCGGCAUCGAUUUCAUACUAGCGGCCUUUCCGUUACGGGUGAGGUGAACGACGACGACGACGAAGAUGUCUGACGAAGAGGAGCCCCCCAUGGUGAAGAAGCCCCGGAUUUUCUAUGGCAGCCUGGAGGAGAAGGAGCGUGAGCGACUGGCCCAGGAUGGAAGCGCUACCUCCAUGAAGGAUGCGGUGAAGGCGGGCAUCGAGGCCGGCAACAUCAACAUCUCCAGUGGGGAAUCGAUGGAGCUGGAGGAUAGAGUGAGUGAACGACAGGCAGAGGUGCUGGCAGAGUUUGAGCGCAGGAAGAGGGCGCGUCAGAUUACCGUGUCCACUGAUGAUGCGGAGGUGAAAGCCUCCCUGCGGGCUCUUGGAGAGCCGAUCACUCUGUUUGGGGAGGGACCCGCUGAGAGGCGGGAGAGGCUACGGAACAUCCUGUCGGUGGUGGGCCCAGAUGCUUUGAAAAAGUCCAAAAAAGAGGAUGAGAAGGCUAAACGCUCCCAGGAAGAAUACCAACAGACUUGGUACCACGAGGGUCCAGCCUUGCUCAAAGAUGCCCGUCUGUGGUUAGCCCGCUACUCCCUGCCUAGGGCUGUGAAGAGGUUAGACAAUGCGCGAGUUUACAAGGAAAUCCCAGAAUCCACACGCACAGUACGACAGCAGGAGCUGCACAAGACGCUGAGGAAUCUGAAUAACUUCUGCAGCCAGAUUGGAGAUGACCGGCCAAUAUCAUACUGCCAAUUCAGCCCCAACUCUAAACUGCUGGUAACCGCAUCCUGGAGCGGUUUAUGUAAACUGUGGGCAGUCCCCGACUGCAGCCUCAUCCGCACUUUGAGGGGCCACAACACCAAUGUGGGAGCCAUCAGUUUCCAUCCACAAGCGACAUUGUCUUUGGAAGAAUCAGACGUCAACCUGGCUUCCUGUGCCGCCGAUGGAUCCGUCAAGCUUUGGAGCCUAGAAAGUGAUGAGCCCGUUGCAGACAUCGAAGGGCACUCCAUGCGGGUGGCUCGUGUGGCUUGGCACCCUUCCGGACGCUUUCUGGGGACCACCUGCUAUGACCACUCGUGGCGUCUGUGGGACCUCGAGGCCCAGGAGGAGAUCCUGCACCAGGAGGGCCACAGCAAGGGGGUGCACGACCUCCACUUCCACCCUGACGGCUCUCUUGCAGGAACAGGGGGACUAGAUGCAUUUGGUCGAGUGUGGGAUCUCCGCACUGGACGCUGUGUCAUGUUCCUGGAGGGCCACCUCAAGGAGAUCUACGGCAUCAACUUCUCUCCUAAUGGUUAUCACGUGGCAACAGGUAGUGGAGACAACACAUGCAAGGUGUGGGAUUUGCGUCAGAGGAAGUGCAUCUACACAAUCCCCGCCCACCAGAACCUGCUGUCUUCAGUCAAGUUCCAGCCUACGGAUGGGCACUACUUAUUGACGGGGGCUUACGACAACACGGCCAAAGUGUGGACACACCCUGGAUGGUCUCCUCUCAAGACUCUAGCUGGCCAUGAGGGCAAAGUGAUGGGGCUGGACAUCUCGGCGGAUGGGCUGCUCAUCGCCACCUGCUCCUAUGAUCGUACCUUCAAGCUCUGGAUAUCUGAAUGAGGGGGCGUUGCUGAGUAAGCGCCUCUGCUGGCCCACCCAUCACACUGGUUGCUCUGUGACUGGCUGAUGCUCGUGAACUAAGAUGUUUGCAGAAAUUCUGGAUGGUCAGCUUGUGCCGCUUAACAUCGUGGUACCUUUAAUGGUCGGUUUAAAUUCAAAAAACCCGUCAAAAUGAAUAAAAUGGGACAAAUCUCGCAGAAUACUCGUCUAAGGAAUCAGAAUUGAGCAGGACACAAUGAAGAUGGUGAUGGUAUUUGAAUGCUUGCAGAAAAAUUUAGUUUCUUUUUAAGUGCUCUGGAUUAACCUUCCACCCAUGUUGUGCUGCCUUUGUUUACCAACAAUGUCAGGUAUCUUGUUUUUAUACCAUGCCAUUGGAAUUAAAAAGGAAAAAUAUUUCUUAUG